Neodiprion virginianus is the source of this 2196-nucleotide messenger RNA. RefSeq lists its product as uncharacterized. The transcript is spliced from 5 exons. Bases 1 to 2196 code for a protein of 731 amino acids. The record is from RefSeq and is a predicted model, not a curated record. Lineage: Eukaryota; Metazoa; Arthropoda; Insecta; Hymenoptera; Diprionidae.
AUGCAGGAAGAAACGGUGAAAGCAGACGAAGAGUCAUGGACACAAACGUUGAUAACCAUAACCCCCCAAGAAGAUGCUGGGAUUCGCACAAUAACUGAAACAACAUUGAUAUCGGGGGUGAGCGACACUCCCCUAGUCUUGGGUGUCGACAACGUGAUAAUCAGGAGCAAUGUGCAGCUCAAAACGAUAAGACGAGACUUGUUAAUAACUAUUGCCGAGUUAGAGAAACGAAUAAGUUGUAGUGAUGCGGGAUGUCAAACUUACCUUCGGGGCGUACCCAAGGUCGAAUUGCUGUCCCAGUAUAAAGAUAAGGCAACGCAGACAAUGUAUUUGGGAAGAAUUUGUCUACACGACCACAAUUUCGAAGAUAUCGCAAGAAUAAUGAACGACCGAAUCAUACCUGUAGCAGAGAAAAUAACCGAAAUUACACAAACUGUUAUUAAAUUCGAUGCGCAUACGUCGAAUGCUCGUGUGAUUGAUCGUCUGACUAAGGGAGUCGCGACAGAAGAUUUGCUGGAAGAUUAUAACAUAGUGGAAAGCGCGGAAGCGAACGCCUAUGUCACGGACAUUUUUUACCACAUAAUGAACAGAGUAUUCUGGCUCUCUGAUCCCGGCUGUAGUUUUCCCGAAAUUAAACUCAAGCACAAAGAGAUACAGACUUGUAUCAAAUGCUAUAACAAUCUUGGAAAGAUUGUUCUCGAUGCAGACACGCAAACCAUUCUGACCUGCGAGCCAAGGCAAUCCAAUACAAACUUACUUACCGAGUGGACAGCGGUAAGAUCGUUUCUGCGCGAUAUUAUUGAGGAAUGCGUGGAAAACGGUAUUCGCCCACUGGUGACUGCGGACGUGAUACUCCACGACGUGGUCGAAAGAUGCGCCGGUCAAAUCCGUUUACCGUACAGAGAUGAAAUGUUACAGACAUUGGCAUCGUGCCAAGCACUCGAGGGCACGAACGACGAGAUACUUAGAAAGCUACGACUCGAUGUUAUUGUUGAUACGUUCGAAUCGUCGGUAAUAGCAUUAUCAGUCGUUGGGGUUCUCUUGUGUAAUACUUACUUUGAAAUACACCAAAAAGCCCCUACCGUUGUCGCAGAUAUCAUAAACCGUCUGCUAAAGAAGUCUGUGUUUGUCGCUGAAAAAGUUGCAGCGAUCCGCCAAGAAGGGGCAUCACGUAAGCCACUGGAUGAUGUGCUUGCCGCGAGAACGCGACGACUUAGAGAUUUAUUGGAGAAUAAAACCGUGGCAACGCUCAGCACAGGUACACAAACCGGAUUGGCUGGUGUGCCAGACCUGAUAGAAUUGAAUGAAUCUAAAAGAACAACCUGCUCGACUUGCGUAAGACGCUCAGAGUGUUCUGUUUGCGUGGCGAAUGGUGAUAAAGAAUGGAAUGCUCCAUCUGGAGUCAGGAGGGAAGAAAUCCAUGGGAAGAUACUCAGAACUCAGGAUAUUUUACUCGCAUACAACCCCUGUUACGUGAUGGCAACACCUUCCAAAAUCAGCGAAAAUCAGUCUUCCGUUACACUAUCGAGUCAGUUUCACACAGUGCCCAUAUCAGCUUCGGCGAAAAGAACGCAGCUGCUCUUGAAAGCUAACCUUCGAGCUUCCAUUUCAUCCUCGACGUCUAGCUCAAUUCAAGACAAACCACAAGCUCAGAGACAAGAAUCCAACUGCAUUCGACCAUUGAAUACAAAACUGUCAGCUGCAGGGUCGUUGGAAGAGUGGGGAAAAGUGGUGCAGGUCUUUACAUUUACUCCCGAUGCGUGGUCGGUAUGCGGUCCAAGCCGUUGUGGCAGCGGCACUGUCAUAAACCGGUACCCAAUUUCGUCGCUGCAAAUCUCUGGAAUACAACACAAAGAGGAGUGUACAAGGAGCGGGUGCAACUUGCCCAUACAGUCCAUAAAGGCUUUGCGUAUUCUAAAAAAUAUUUUUAACCGAAAGCAAGGAUCAUGCAGCAAUUGCACGUGCAAUCCUAAAGGAGGGCAAGGGAGCAGAGGAAUUACAAGUACCACACUGCCUCCUGCCGUAAUCUGCAGCAAAUCAUCGGGGAUAACUAAGGAGGAGAGCAAGGAUGAGGUUCAAGCUUUGAAGCUCUGUGAGCGUAAGUCGCGAGAAUUGGACUCUGGUAAAAAACCGUACAGGGAGAGUCUUGAGGUAGUUCCGAUUAUUCGCUUACCAAGUCGAAAAAGUAAAAGCUAA